This is a messenger RNA of Eimeria necatrix, 809 nucleotides long. RefSeq lists its product as hypothetical. The record is from RefSeq and is a predicted model, not a curated record. The annotation marks the transcript as partial. Lineage: Eukaryota; Apicomplexa; Conoidasida; Eucoccidiorida; Eimeriidae. The transcript has a single exon.
GGGGGGCGGCGGGCGGGGAGCCGAGGGCCCCCGCAGCGCCGAGGGCUGGCGGGGGGGCCCCCCCAGGGGCCCCGGGGGGCCGCUGCUGCGGGGCUGGGGACGCGCGGGCGGCAGCAGCGGGGGGCCCCUGCUGCUGGCUCAUCUUGCGGAGGGAAGAAAGGUGGGCCUGCGGCGCUCCUGCAGGCUGCUGCUGCGCACUCCGGGGCAGCUGCGCAGAAGGCAAGGAAGGGUCUUCACAGCGGCGGAGGCGCAGCGCCUACUGCCCAGCCAGAGGCGCGGAGGGUCUGCGCCGCCAGGGGCGGAAAGGGCUGAAGGAGAAGCCCCCGGGGGCCCCCAUCAAGGCCUUCACGGGAAGCGCGAAGAUCUUCAGAUCUGGAGGCGCGGGAGUUCGCGUCUCUCGGAGAGGCAAGAGGAGGGGAGGGACGCACAAGGUGGAGCCCGCGGCACCCCCGCAGCAGCAAACGCGUGUUGGGCCCACUGCCAAAAGCCCAACGGAAAAUCCCCCUUCAAAAGCCACUAUUAUUGUCCAUCAUGCCGCAAUCCCAAGGCUGGCGCCGAGAGCCAUCGCAGCAGCAGGCACGGGAGCCACCCGAAUCUGGGGUGUAUGUACACCGGAGAUUUGGCAGCCAACAGGGGGAAAAACCCCUACAACUUCCAACCUCGUUCCUUCUUCGUUGCACUUUGCAGGAAAGAGCAGCUCCAGCGCCAGCCACGACGCCCCCUGCUGCGCAGCACCGCCACCCCCUUGGGGCGACAACUUUGGGGCCACCAUGCACGUGUGGGGCGCCAACCGAGACAGUCAGCACUAG